Pteropus alecto (black flying fox) is the source of this 4116-nucleotide messenger RNA. It is a transcript of the gene MRAS, whose product is annotated as muscle RAS oncogene homolog. The transcript has 7 exons. The coding region runs from base 266 to 892 and encodes 208 amino acids. Lineage: Eukaryota; Metazoa; Chordata; Mammalia; Chiroptera; Pteropodidae. Gene Ontology annotation, biological process: signal transduction. Gene Ontology annotation, molecular function: GTP binding; GTPase activity; GDP binding. Gene Ontology annotation, cellular component: plasma membrane. The record is from RefSeq and is a predicted model, not a curated record.
GACGGGCCAGAGCGGCUGGCGGGCCCGCGGGUCGGCAGCCGUCAGUCCCGCGCGAGCAUGGAGGCGGCCUGAGGGCCAGAGCCCAGCCGGGGCCGGAGCGUUUGCAAAGAAUGGAAAGGAACUUUAAAAAAACAGCCUUUCACGUGUUUACAUUCACCCUGGCCCAGUGUCACCUUCCACGCCCGGCAAGGACAGCAGUUAAGGAGGAGCAGUAAGGAGCUGACACCGUGCGCCCCUGACCUGAGAGGUCUGACCCACCAGAAACAUGGCAACCAGCGCCGUCCCCAGUGACAACCUCCCCACGUAUAAGUUGGUGGUGGUGGGGGAUGGGGGCGUGGGCAAGAGUGCCCUCACCAUCCAGUUUUUCCAGAAGAUCUUCGUGCCUGACUACGACCCGACCAUCGAGGACUCCUACCUGAAACAUACAGAGAUUGACAAUCAAUGGGCCAUCUUGGACGUUCUGGACACAGCCGGGCAGGAGGAGUUCAGUGCCAUGCGGGAGCAGUACAUGCGCACGGGGGACGGCUUCCUCAUCGUCUACUCGGUCACAGACAAGGCCAGCUUCGAGCACGUGGACCGCUUCCACCAGCUCAUCCUGCGUGUCAAGGACAGGGAGUCAUUCCCGAUGAUCCUCGUGGCCAACAAGGUGGACUUGAUGCAUUUGAGGAAAAUCACCAGGGAGCAAGGAAAAGAAAUGGCGACCAAACACAAUAUUCCGUACAUAGAAACCAGUGCCAAGGACCCACCUCUCAACGUCGACAAAGCCUUCCAUGACUUGGUUAGAGUAAUUAGGCAACAGAUUCCAGAAAAAAGCCAGAAGAAGAAGAAGAAAACCAAAUGGCGGGGAGACCGGGCCACUGGCACCCACAAACUACAGUGUGUGAUAUUGUGACGGGCCUGAGGCCUUAAGCACAGUGACCAUGAACUGGCCAGUUCUUGGGACCCCUCCACUGCCUAACCUCACUGAAAUCCAUUUCUAACCAUGACCCUUGAACCCGAGGACUUGGCACAGAAGGAAAAGGGAGGGAGGCCAGGGAGGAAAUGGGGCCUGGCUUUGCCGGAAGGGCACAGGCGUUCCCAUGUCUCAUAAGACACAGGAAGCCACGCUAAACAGAGGUCGCAUCCAGCCCCUCGUGUCGAUUCAGCCCAGUUCCUCCCCCUCUCCAGGUGGCUGUGCUGUUUCUUCGAACUACACAGUGUUGGUUUGAUGUGGAAGUGCUUAUCCACGUACAAAGUACAAAACAAGCCAUGAACAAGCUCCCCCCUUGUCUCCAGUCCAAAGUGUCUGAGCUUGGGUGUCUUUUGUAGAUUUUUAAAUUAUUUUAGUGGUUAUUAUUGUAUCGAAGGGGUCUGUGCCCACUGCCUGGCGAAGUUUCAGGUCUUCGGCAGACCUCUCUAACAACGUGUCUGGAAUAUUGUUGUUGUUGUUUUUUUUUUUAACUGAGCUUUCCCAGCAGUGCCAAAACUCAACUCAAUAUGAAAGUAGAAUGACCGAGAGACUGGAAGUUAACGAGGACUGUAGGAGGAAGCCUCAGGAGAAACAGACGCUGCUCAUGGCCUAGAAACGAGAGAGGAGAGAGACGUGUUUACCUGGAGGCUUUUACAGCAGAUAUUAGGAGACGAUUUUAUUUUGCUGAGGGGAGAGGCUGGAAUGAGCAUGGCAGUUCUAAAAGGAGUUUUCAUUAUCCCGGAAAUGUGUAAACCAAAUAAGUGGAUGGACUUUGCCGAAGUGUUCAUUUCUUUUUCAGCCACUGUGGGCUGAGUUCUGUUCUUCCCAGCCAAGUAAGAGGGCUUCCUCACGUCGCCUGUGCUGCCCGGUGCCUCUCUGAUACAGACACGGUGACACAGGCGUGUAUGUUUCUCCACGUCAAAGUAAGCUAAUGUGGACGCCAUCCAGGAAAUUCUAGUUUGUGCCGACUCAACCAAAAGUGAUCCAAUACUGGUGUUACCAAAACAGCACCAAGACCUAAAGCCAUUUCCCCUCUGACAGCCACUUCUUAAGCCUGGUAAAUGAACAAACCCCUUGAAGCAUUUGCAAACUUAGCAUUAGGUUGCCUUUCUGGCACACACUUUCAUUAACCUCUCAGAUAUUAACUAUAAUAUAUGAUGGGAGGAGAAAGGAAGGUUUAGGCGAUGGCAUGGCUCCCAUACACCUGUUUCUACAAGGGGACAGUCCCCCAACUCCCUGACGAUGCCCACCUCCCUCUCAGGUGCUGACAGUGUGAGCCAAAGACUAGAUUUUAGGGGUCAGGAUGGGGUGGAGAGGCAGCAGGAACAGCAGUACGCCUCUGAGAGAUGGUCAGAAGAUGAGGUGGCACUACUAGUGACCUCAUCUUCCAUAUGUUACAAGUCAGAUCACUAGACAAACUAGAGCAUACCUAGCAGGUGGCCUGGCCACUGUUUGGAGAAAGAAGCCCGGGAAAGUGAGUGCCAGCUGGACAUCGGGACACCUGUCUUCUUUUCCAGUUUUGAAAGCGUGCCGAGUUCCUAACUUGGCAAGAUCACCGGCACCGAAGGGCCCAGCCGAGGAGUGAUUCUGCUGCAGAAUGAAACAGUUGGAACUUUCAUUGGUUGAAAAUCAAACUUCUUUGUCUAAAUGGCCCUUUUUUCUGACCCUAAAAGGCAGGAUAACAAGGAACAUGCCAGAUCAGGCGCCUCAGAGCUGCCCAAGAUCCUGUAAUGUUAAUGGGCAUUUUAAACACUAAGGGGACAAGGCUCUUUCUGACCCUUCUGCUCCUCUGAGCCAUGUCUGCAGCAGCCCCGUAUGCAGUUUGGUGGCUGGAGACAAGGAAGAGGCAAGGCAGGCGGAGAGGGGAUGCUUUGCACUGAAGGAGUGGUACAGUGGUACGGGAAGCCCUACACACAGCGCCGCGUCCACUGCUGGGGAAAUUCUACCGGGCGUGGAGCACCACCAGAUCACCCCUGCCCACUGCGGAGCCUGCAGCUCACUGACAGCACUGCAUGGCACGUCUUGUUGGAAGCAGACCAGCUGGCCUAGAGCGAAGCUCUCAGCCAUGAGGGUAACCAGACAGAGGGGCGCCGACCGCUUCUGUCCUCCCAGCUCCCACCCACAGGGGCAGUGCAUCUGGCCCACCCCUGGCCCCAUCUUCCAGGGCAUCUGUUCUGCACUCAGCCCACAGUUUAACUCCACAAUGCCCAAGAGAGAAACUGGUUAAAGGAUGGCCUUCUGCAGCCUCUGCUGUUGAGCCAGUGGUCAGCCUUCAUCUCCUAUGACCUCAUCGUUCCCAUAGGCGAGAUGGGUAAAUAACACUUUUAAAAGACAGUUCUUUGUAUUCUAGAGAACCGUGGGCCCUUGUGGCAAUAGCGGCUUCCAGACAGGCCAGAAUAGAGUGUGCCCGGGGGCAUCCCCAUCCCCUCCAUGGUCACCUGGCAAGGUCAGUCCGGGGAACGGGAACCAGUUGGCCAUGCUGUUCCAUGACUGAGGAGCCCAGUGGAACUUUUGUCUUUGGUGACAUCCUGGUGUUCCCACUGGUUUUACAGGCCACCUGAUAACCCCUCACUCCAUGCCUUUACCACUCCGUGUGCUCAGAUUUCCUUCUAAAAUUCUGACACCCCCCGCCCUGCCGCCCCCUUGGAGGGCUCCUUCUCUCUCCAGCAGGGAAUCCUAGCCAUCCUCUCCAUCCCCGCAGCCUGGGGCUGUGGCCACUGACUUCCUCUGCACUUUGCCACACGGGGCACCCUUGGAUGCUUUCUCUUAGGACUUUUCCCCCCACCUUCCUGUGGCACUUACUCUAGAGAGUGCCUGGUAGCCUAGGGUGGCCUAUCUCACUUUGCCAGGAGGUGUGACCCAUUAAUACGUGGCAGCUCUAACCCAAAGGCCCUUCACGUGGUACAGUAAGUCCAGAGCCAUAGACACACUUCCUCCAUUAGCAGCCCAUUGGAUUAGAAAUUCCAUGUCGGGUUUCCUUAGAAUGAAAGAUACUUGAAUUAUGGCGCAACUGUGAGCGCCCAGCUUCUGUUACACAGUAUUAACAGAUGGCCAUGGUCAUGAAAUGAGGGCGAUGCCUGAAGAUCUCGAUGAUGCUGGAGCCUUUUAUGUAACUUUUUAUUAAGUCUUUGUGUAUCUCAACUCAUUAAUAAAAGAAGAGGAACACU